Messenger RNA from Mesitornis unicolor (brown roatelo), 272 nucleotides. Its product is annotated as lipoma HMGIC fusion partner-like 3 protein. The record is from RefSeq and is a predicted model, not a curated record. The transcript is spliced from 2 exons. The annotation marks the transcript as partial. Gene Ontology annotation, biological process: sensory perception of sound. Gene Ontology annotation, cellular component: plasma membrane. NCBI's taxonomy places the organism in Eukaryota, Metazoa, Chordata, Aves, Mesitornithiformes, Mesitornithidae.
CUGCCUGUCUCGUCCUGGGUUGUAUGAUUUUUCCUGAUGGCUGGGAUUCAGAUGAGGUAAAACGGAUGUGUGGUGAAAAGACAGACAAGUACACGCUGGGGGCUUGUUCAGUCCGCUGGGCAUAUAUCCUGGCAAUUAUUGGAAUCUUGGAUGCCCUGAUCCUCUCAUUUCUGGCAUUUGUGCUUGGCAACAGACAAGACAGCUUGCUAGCAGAGGAGCUCAAGUUGGAAAACAAAGGUAUCAUGUCCACCAUGAGCUACAAGGAGGUCUAA